CCGUGCCGCGGCCAAAUGUUUAAAUCUCCUGGGUGGGAGCAGUGGCAGGAACUUCACGAAAGUGGUGUCGCCGCUGCUGCCGCUGCCGCCGCCGCCGUUGCGGAAGGAGGCCUGGCUCGUCCUCGUACAAUGGGCAGCCCUGAGGAGAGAGAAUGGGUCAAUAUUGCCAAUGAUCUUCUGGCGAAAUGUAAUCUACAUCUGCAUUUGAACCAUCUUUCUGACUGUGGGGCUGAAGUCUUUAUUCAUCUUUAUCAGGCAAUACUGGGUGAAACUGUUCCAGAUCUCAUCGCCAUACCUAGUUGCCAAGAAGAUGAUGCACAUAAUGUACAGGCAAUAAUAGAUUCUUUGGCUUUGGACUACUUGCAGGUCAGCUUAUCACAUAUAACGGGAGAGAACAUUGUGAAGGGUGACAAGGAGUCCAUUAGAAAUCUCUUGGAAAUAUUUGAUGGCUUGCUUGAAUACCUUACUGAAGAAAUUAGCGAGGCUGCAUCUCAGAAUGGUGACGAUCACAAUCAGAUGGCUAAAGAUGAAGCCCAAAGUGGUCAUAUAGAAGAGCAAGAAGAUGAUCAGGAUCUACCUGUUCCUUCCCUUAAACGUCCAUCAGCUAUGGGAUCAUCUGAGUCAUCGGAGAUAUUCGCACCCUCCGAGGAGGCAGAAUGUUCAGAAUCUACAAGUGAGCUGAUUAAGCUGGGGGACACAGCUUAUUUGUUUUCUCUAAGAAAUGAAGAAUUAACAGCAGAAAGAGAAAUAUCAAAGAGAACCAUUGAAUCUGAAGACCUUGAAGCUUUUAGAGCACCAUCUAAUAUACUUUCCAGCAAGAGAAGGGUUCAUGUUACAAAAACUGAAGGAAUGGCAAAAUCUGCUGAGUUGCCUAGAGAACAGUUGAGUUCCAGUGCGAAAAAGCUUGGAGAACCAAUUCGUCCAGCAAUUCUUUUGCAGCCACCGUACCAGCCUUCUGUGCCUCGGUCCCUGUACCCAGCUGACAGAGGCAGUGGAAGCUCGCCCAAAGGUUCACUACCCCCACCAGCUAAGCCACAAAGUCUUGCUUCCUGUGAUUUUGCAGAACCCCCUGAGCAAGAGUCUGCACCCCUUCCAGGUGCUGUUUCUCCAUCAAGAACCACAUCUGAACAUCCAGCUGGAGAUGAUGAGCAAACAUCAGAAGUAGAUGCAGAGGAUGUAGCUGAUGAAAUUGUGCUAGAUGAUGAAGUGGAUGCAGGAAAGGAAAUGGAUGAGAGUAUUCAGUACACACCAGCUCCUUGUUAUCUGGAUGUCCUGCCCAAGUCCACGUCUUUACAAAGCACAAGGCCAAAACAAAGGAAUGGGCUCACUGGAGAAAGCCAGAAUGAAAGCUGCACCCUGACAGACUCCCUUGAUGAAGAACCUUUUCACCGCAGACGAGCAAAGGAAACGCUGUCUCGCCAGGAGCUGCAUGGAAUGUCAGAGAAACUUUCUCGCAGGCUGAAUGAACUCGAUAGGAUGUUAAAGUGUGCUUUGGGUGAACGAACCAGGGAGAAGUCGUCGGCUGAUGAGGAUCAACUUUCUCAGCACAGUGAUAGUGUCAUGGAUUAUCGGGAAGUGAAAGCGGAACCAGCCACUUCACGCCUGAGGAGAUUACCCAGUAGGCAGCGCUCCCUUUCUACUUCGCCCCCUCCAUCUAGCCGGCAGCUGGACAGAGUGCAUUGGAGGGAUAUGAGAGGGCCAGCAGGAAAAAUGCAGGACCACCUGCAAAGAGAAGAGGCCCAGAGGAAACUGAGAGCAGAGCUCUUAGCUAAAGCCUAUGAAGAUGAAUUAAGAGCUUAUGAAGCUGAUGAACAGUUUGAACUUGCAAAGUUAAAAACAAAAGCCAAGGAAAUGGAACAAAAAUACAAGGAACAUGUAUUUAAAGGACCUCCAAGAAUCUCACAAGCAGCAAAGAUUUACUCUCAAAAAACUAGACCCAGGAAUCUGAAGUUCAACCAGUGGAUUUCAAGGGGAGGCUUUGCAAAGCCAAAGAAAGCAGCUCCACUGAGGAUCAAGGAGAAUGAUCUCUUGCCUCGGCUAUUGGAAGAUUUCCCCCAUCUGCACAUUUCCCGCCCAACAAUGAACAAGAUGUGGCAGCAGCAGCUUGCACAGAUAGAACAGCUGAAAUCUCCUACCGGCCGAAAUGGACUGAAGCUUCAGAGUGAGUUAUUAGAAACUCUGAAGAAGCAUGACCUCCUGGUUGACCUCAUCAAGAAAGAACAGGCGCGUAACAGAAGGCUGCAAGAGUUUCAGCAGCGCAUUCAUCGGCAGAAAUAUACUCAGAAUAAACUGAGGGAGAGAAGACAGCAAAUUGCCAGAUCCAAAAAGUAUUACCAGGAUUAUAGAGUCCAGUUGCGGGCGAAGAUGAUGAGGGCCAGGACACGGGAGGAACAGAUAUUUAAAAACCUGUUUGAGGAAGGAUUGGAAAUUCAGAAGCAGAGACUGCACGAGCUAAGAGCAUAUGCUAAGGAGAAGCGUGCUGAGCAAAGGCGGCAGCAUCAGGAUGAACUAGAAUCCAUGGAGAACUAUUAUAAGGACCAGUUUUCAAUGCUGGCAGAAGCCGUCUCAGAAGAACGUCAUGAAAUCCAGACCCGAGAGAGAGCACAUGUAAAAACACUACACAAAGUGAAACAUGAACUGAGAUCAAAAAUGGAGAAAGAGAUUAAAGAGCUACAAGACAUGAUAAUGCGCAAUGACGAUGACUCAUUUUUCCGAGAACUGGAAGCUGAUCACCUGAAAUCCAGACUCCUGGUGGCUUCCUUUCAAUAUAGCAAAAAUCACCAACUCCUUUAAGCCCCGAUCCAUCUCUUGCAAAUACUUCUGUGACUUAUCUCUGGCAAAGGCACUUCUGAAAUAAAUCACACCAAAAGGGCCAGAA
Pogona vitticeps (central bearded dragon) is the source of this 2878-nucleotide messenger RNA. It is a transcript of the gene CEP95, whose product is annotated as centrosomal protein 95. The record is from RefSeq and is a predicted model, not a curated record. Gene Ontology annotation, cellular component: centrosome; spindle pole. Lineage: Eukaryota; Metazoa; Chordata; Lepidosauria; Squamata; Agamidae.